This is a messenger RNA of Nematocida minor, 1548 nucleotides long. RefSeq lists its product as uncharacterized. NCBI's taxonomy places the organism in Eukaryota, Fungi, Microsporidia. The annotation marks the transcript as partial. The record is from RefSeq and is a predicted model, not a curated record. The transcript has a single exon.
AUGAUUCAAGUUCAGAAAGAAGAAGAGAAGCACAUGAGAGAGACAGAGGCAUACACUGCCAUAGACGAUGAGAUAGUAGAAGAAAGCACAAAAGAUAGCACAGAGGAUGCAGACGAAGGUCAAAAGACCUCUAAGCUUGCAAUGGAGAUGCUAGAGAAAGACAUCAGCCAUUCCGAGACCGAGUACAUAGAAAAUACCCUGGAUGAAAGCCCAGACACACCCGCACAGGAAGAAGAUGCGCAAAAGGAUGAAAAUGCUGAUAUAUCAGAAGAAGAGGGGGAUUCUGAUGAAGCAUUCAGCUUAAGUAGCGAUGACAAGUUAAAAGAGUAUGGUGCAGAAGGUGAUGAAAAAGGAGAGGUUAUAUCCAAGAGCGAAGAGGCGCACACGUACAAGAGCAGAGAAAGAAACACAGAAGACCACAAGAAUAGAUUUAAGGAAAAAUAUUUGCCAGCAGAUGAGCUGCAUUCGGAAAAAGAAAAAGAUUCAUCUACGCUGGAAGAUGGGAGAAAAGAAGAGAGCAAAUUAGACAGCCAGAAAAACAGCAUAGGUUGUCUGGAAGAAAAAACAAACAAAAUAAACAAUGAAAAAAAAGACACUGAGGUGAAAAAAUCAAUAACAAACACUGUGGAGGAAAUACCCACGGAGAAUAAUAAAAAAGAAUAUGCAGAAAGUGCAAAAACCGAUGAAAAAGAAAAGAUUGAAGCAUCUAUAGAAAAGAAAGAAAGAGAAACACAAAAUGAGCCAAAGCCAGUAGAUCUAUCAGAGAUAGAAGUGUGCAGAAAAGACACACACAGCGCACAUAUUUCAGCAAUGAAAGAAGAACAGUAUGGGCCACUAUCUGCCAAAGAAAGCAUAGAGCCUGAAGAACAGACAAGCACACAUGUCUCUUUCACUAACCCUUCUCCACAAUUCGAAAACAGUUUGAAUAACAAGAACAUGCAAGAAAAAAAAGAUGCAGUCGUUGCACAAAAACAGCGCAUUCUACAGGGAAUGAGAAGUAGAUUGAGACAUUUAGCCCGCCAAAAAAGACAGAAAACAGAUUCAUCAACAGAGAUCGCAGCUGAAGAAGAGAAUAUUAAAAUAGAAGACGCAGAAAAAGAGGAGCACAAGAUCUACUCUACCAUCAAAACAAUCCUGCAGACCACUGUGCUGCUUCCGCUAUUCGCUUUUCAGCUGAAUGCAAUGAAAAACUACGGAGAAACUCUCAAUGGCUCUAUUAGACAAUACAUACCCGAGCAUGCUGGAUUUAAAAGAUUUGCUGGCGUGCUUUCUCUCGUUCCAACAAUACUAUCGCUAGCUAUCUCAGCAAUAGCCAUGAUAAAUGUGUAUGUAGUAGAGCCAAACAGAGACGCAAGACAGACGAAGAACAAAGAGUCGUCCACUGACAUAAAAGGAUUUGCUUUAUUAGAUAUAAUGAAUAUUACAAUGGCUCUUCCUUUUUUCAUAGGCUUAUCUAAAUAUUCGGUCCAGGCGUUCUUUAGAAGCAGGGCGAACCAGCUGGCACUCGCAUCGAUCACUUGCGAAAUACUUUACAUAGCAUUUAUUAUG